Molecule: messenger RNA, 574 nt
Organism: Rhodofomes roseus
Lineage: Eukaryota; Fungi; Basidiomycota; Agaricomycetes; Polyporales; Fomitopsidaceae
Exons: 5
Coding region: 100-438 (112 amino acids)
Source: RefSeq, a predicted model, not a curated record
CCAGACGGUGCGAACCUGUGCGAACAAAUCGGCGCUGUUCCUCCGUCCCCCGUCGCUCCCGCCCAGCCCGGUGCCACAGCGUCUUUGCUCUUGUUUGUGAUGUGGCGGUUCCUGGGCCUGACCGCGCCGUGGAACUGCUCUCUCGUCCUGUCACGACAACGUCCACCUUCCGAUUGCAUGUGUGGCUGUUGUCUUAGUUGUGUCUCAUCGAAUAAUCCUAUGUGGCCUCUUUGUGCAUCUGAUGCUUACCGAAACAUAACUGUGAACGGAGGCCGAGUGUAUCAAUACAGGGACACACUACUAUACUUACCCUAUAGCCAGGCCGACAGUGGGAUGACCAUGUCCGCAGUGAGAUUCACAGCUUCCGAGCCAACAUGCGUCAAGGUGUCCCUCUAUGAAGUCCGCGGCUGGCUGCGACCGCUCAAAGCCAGGCAUUGACAAGAAGCCGCUACACAGUGGUGAUCAUCCUCGAAACGUUGCUCAGUGAUGAAGGGCUGUAACUCGGAUCGCAACAACAGCGCGGAUAUGAUGUUGCGUCGGUCCGAUAUCACCGUAUGAGGCAGAUUUGGCUAGA